AUGAAGGAGGUAAUUGAUAAAUCAGAACUGCAGAACAAGCCUUUAAUAAUGAUGAAUACGACUAUCAUUACGGGAUCGUUAACCGCAGGAAUCUCGUUAGAUGAUCCUGAUUUCUUUACUUUGGACCGCGAGUGGACACUGUUAAAUUUUCUGUUAUAUCGACAAAAAUGUUCUGAUUUCUGUGCCGACAAGCAUGAAGAACACAGCCGGUAUACUCGUAGCCUUGCUAUAUUACUUUUUGGUGUUUUGUUGGCAGUGGACGGGUCUCAAAGGGCAAUAGCCUUUUUGGAUGGGGUUGCGAUCUGCGUUCAACCACCCAACAUCCUUGGUUGCGAUCGGGGAUGGUUAGUUGCGACUCGGGUGAAGGAAAAAAAGUCAAAAUCGAUUGAUAACUUCUGGAAGACGGCUACGUUAGCGCAAGAGAAGAAAGUGGCAAAUGAAAUCGAACGUUCAGUUUUGUUGGAUGAACUCGCUACAUCCGCUGUACACUCAACCCUUCAACGUGAUAGGCAAGAAAGUUUGGUUCGAGAAAAAGUUACAAGACGAUUAGAGAGUAUAGAUGAUGAUCGCACGUACAAGUGUCACAGGUCACAGUCUCCGAACAUUGAGGUAGUUGAAUGGCCAGCUUUUAAUAUGAAAUUUACUUCUUACCUUUCCCAUCUUCGACGUGUUUAUCAGAAUAAUCAAAAAGAAAAUAGCACGGAAACGAUUAAUAAUGAACAAAAUUUAGGUGAAAAGCGAGUUGGGGAAGAACUCGUGAAACAGUAUGAUUUGAGAGAACGACAAGAAAUCAACUAUGCCGAAAUUUCAAGCUCAGACAUUGAUCCACAUCAU
Cetraspora pellucida is the source of this 834-nucleotide messenger RNA. Lineage: Eukaryota; Fungi; Glomeromycota; Glomeromycetes; Diversisporales; Gigasporaceae. The record is from the annotation of a GenBank genome assembly.